AACCGAUAUUGAUUUGUACAAGUACCAGCUUUGUUGACCCAAUAUGGAAGCGUUUUGCGUGUGACAUUGAGUCGUAUUGAACAAAAUUUGCCACUGGGAUAUGAUAAUCAAGCUGAAGUAGAAUUCAAACUCAACCACCAUGGGCAUACUGAGAGAUUUAGAGAUCGUUUACGACAGCAACAGAGAUGUGUUUUCUCAAGGUGACAUCGUUAAAGGAUGGGCGAUAGUAGAUGUUCAAACCGAUGAAGAGAUGGGACUGAAAAAUGUCCAAGGAAUAUCAAUGCAGUUUAAAGGAAAGGCGAAAAUCGUAUGGAUUACCAAAGACCAACAAAACCUUCGUAGCGGUCAUCCUGACUACAGAUUGGAAUACAUCCAAGGCCCGAGUCAGAGACAAUGGCAAGAUGGUACCAGUACAUAUGAGAGACAUCAAGCCAGUGAAGUUUACUUUAACAACACCCUUGUGUUGUUUGGAUCAGGUCAAAAAGACUCAGGUACACAAGAUCUAACCCUUCCGUCGGGAAGGCACAAUUUUCCCUUCCAGUUCCAACUUCCAAAGACAGAUCUACCUGCAUCAUUUGAGGGACUGAAUGGCUAUGUGCGGUACAAGACUAAAGUUGUUGUGGCAAUACCGAAAUCUUUGAAGAACAAGAAGUACAAAACUGAGAAGCACUUUACCGUAUUGGGACCGGACGUGGAUCUCAACCUUAUACCUUCGAUACAGGAGCCAAUGACCAUUGACAAUGAAAUUCGCAAUUUUUGCGGUUGUGGCCCGGACAUCGAGGCGGUCGUUUCCGUCGGUCUUUCCAAGCAAGGAUAUGUUCCUGGCGAAUCCAUCUAUGUCAAUGGUCAGGUGGACAACCGUGACCUAUCAGAACACAGAGACUUUACAGUAUAUCUUGUUCAGAAAAUUUCCUAUCAAGACAAGAGGGCGACAAGAGAAACAGCAAAAAAGGUUUUAGCAAAAGAAAAAUCCACAGUUGCCUGUCCAAGGGGUCGUGUAUCAGAUUACAAGGUGGGACCAUUACCGAUUCCACCAGUACCCUCUUCUGAUUUGGCAGGAUGCAAUCUCAUCAACAUCGACUAUUUUGUUCAGUGUAAGGACCGCACCCACUCAGCAAAAUUCCCAAUAACUGUGGGUUCCGUACCACUGUGGACACACCCUACCAGUGAUCAAGGCGCACCACUGGAGAACCAAGGUGUGCAAAAUACUGAAUGUCCUUAUCUUCCCCCACCAAGGUACGAGCAAGUGACAGGCGAAAUGCAAAGAAUCCGACGAAGAAACAUGGACGAAUACUUUAGCGAAGACCAAUUAUUUCUACCUAGAUAUCCAUACUUUGACUUCGCAGCCACUGGAGAUCUUGAAAAUAUGGAACCCACGCUAAAUGUCUAAAAAAAACCGAUCUUUUUUCAACUAAAAUUAGGAGACGCAGUUUGUUAGAGUGUUGUUUUUCGGUUUAUAAGAACGGCAAAAAGUUUUCCAUUUGUGUUUUUGUGGACACUGCAGUAGGACGCCAAUAUAAACAAAUCCAACAAUGUUUCAUUGGACAUUUCAACAUGGUUGAAGAAAUGCGCUGAGCUUACUACGAAGCGAAUGUCACAGAGCAAUGACUUGGUCCGACUGUAAUGUCGCAAUGCCUACAACCAUUAGUGGCAGCCGUUGUAUAUUGUCGAUGACAAACUUGAGUGCUAUGGUCACCGGACUCGUCCGUACACAACUGGAAUACCCCCCACUCAAACUUAUUUAAAAGGGUAAAAAGCUUCCUUUUCUAUGUAAAGCUGUAAAUUUACAUUAAAUAAAAUGUAUUUCUUAAAUAUCACGCCUGGACUGUAUGUAGGCUUUGGCACCGACAUCACACAUUCUACCUCCGUAUUAAUCACAUCUUACCGGAAAAUUUUCCAGUAUAUAAACCGUGGUUAUCUCAAAACAAAAUGAACACACAAAUCAGUCUGAUAGUGCAUUCUGUUUUUGUUGGAGGUAUUGACAAGCCAAAUCACACUCCGCAUCAGCUUAAUUCAGAAAGGAAAUCCAAAAGUCUGAAAUACAUGUAGUUUUAUGACAAUAAAACUUUGGCAUUAUCAAUGAAUAUCGGGACACUUUUAUUUACACCACAUCUGCCAGAAAUGAUUUUUUUUACUUCUUCCCAAACAUGGCAUCAGUGCCCUUGCGUUGCAUCAAUGGAAUUAAAGGAAAGUGAGCUGGUAGAACUUAGUAUCAAUAUUUCUGAAGAGCAAUGUGAUUUUGAAUCCAAUAGGAACGCUUUCACGUAUGUACUUGGAUUGGUCCAGAAGUGGAUUCGCGUACACUUGAACUAAGUAUGCACAAUGCCGACAAAUAAAAGAAUUCUGCCAUCAUACUGUCGUGAUCAUAAAUAUGCUUGCUUCACAGUAGCCCAUCUUCACCCAAUUUAGGCUUCCUAAUGGACGUGCAACAACAGGGCAUUUUAGCUUUGUAAUUCUAAUGAGCGUAUACUCUGCAAGUUUACUCAACUGAUAACUUCACCUGAUUUUUCCUUUGACUAAAAGAUUCUUCUGAAUGUAUGUCCGAUUAGAUAUGUUGCAAAGUCAUACACAUGGACACUUACGUGCAAAACUAAGAAAACGGAUUGUUUACACACUUUCAGCUGUUGCGAAGAGCAGUUCCCUGACAGGUAGGCCAAAACAAAAUUCACGGAACAGUCAACAGCUGAUUCUACCCAUAGUUAAGCCGUUUAAUAAUAUCUGCACAGACAACACUUCAUGUGCAUUUCUAUAGCAAAGGACAACAGAGCGUGCAGAAUAUAUAAUGUUUCAUUAUUAUAUGAAUUGACGGUUACAAAAUAAAGGACUGACAUUAGAAGGUUGCAAAUAUAACGAACUGAAACAGGUUGACAGAAGAAAAAAGAAAAAAUAAUUUUGCCUUCAACAAUAAAGGCUCGCAACCUAAAAUGUAACAACACAAAAGAUCCGGUUUGCUACGGCCCUUCGACAUGUUUUUCACCUGCUUAGCUUCAAAAGAUUUUUAAAUAAUGUUUUAGACUCAUUUUCACGACAGUCUUGUGAAACUCAGACAUAUCGUUCUCGCACAACAUCUAUAUGCUUAAAGACAUUCCAACAAAAGAAAACGAUAGUCCUUUCCACUGAUGUGCUCAAUCCAUGCUUGCGGCUAUGAACUUCCAAUGAACCCUUUUGUUGAAAUAAAUUAACUUCACGGUUAUGCUCAUAAUGAAAGCCGUUUUAUUCAUGCAAAGAUUCGAAUGCAUUCCGCAUGGGACAGCCAAGUUUCAGGGGAUCCCCCAGCUGUGAGGUGGUUUGAAAAAGCGUGGCGUUGUCCCUGAACUGAAUUGAUGUAAUGCCUACAACAUGAAAUGAGCCAAACUGAAUUAUUUUCAUGACGAUUCAUUGAAUUUCAGCAGGAAAAACUAUGAUUUGGUUGGCAUCCAAAUAUAACAGUUCAGCUUUUUGCAUGUAUUUUCUUUAAUUCUCUUCAAUUUUUUUUAAUUUGUGACUGAAUUUUUAUAAAUGUGCACUAAUUUCUAUUUCGUUUUUGAAAUUCAUUUUAGAACAUGAAGAAACAAAGAAACUAACGAAUUAUGCCAUUUUGCUGUCCCAACUUUACCAUAUCACAUUCUAAAAGAAAAACGUAAACUGGUGAACGUGAAGAGAAAAGGUAAAUUUUGGGCAUUUGUUUUAUAUUUGAGUGUUAGAGCCACUCUUUUACGCUAGGCUAAAAGACAAGACUAAAAAACAAGUAAACAAAAAACAAGCAAACACGCAAAAAGGGAACAAAAACAACGCACAAAACAUGUAAAAGACCAGCGCCUUGAAUUGUUACUGCGAUGUAGCGUCGAAGACCGAUUCGCUAUAUCGUUUUACGUUACUCGAACGUGUUACACUCGUAAGCUAAAAUCCUUUGGGGACAUUUCCGUCCGUCUUCAAAACCAUAAUUUUUCAUCCAUUUUUUAAAGUUCCGUAGAUAUUAUGACAAAAAACUGACUGGAAUAGCACAACCGUCUAAUUGAUUUGAUGUAAAC
Messenger RNA from Acanthaster planci (crown-of-thorns starfish), 4010 nucleotides. Its product is annotated as arrestin domain-containing protein 3-like. Gene Ontology annotation, biological process: protein transport. NCBI's taxonomy places the organism in Eukaryota, Metazoa, Echinodermata, Asteroidea, Valvatida, Acanthasteridae. The record is from RefSeq and is a predicted model, not a curated record. Gene Ontology annotation, cellular component: cytoplasm.